Messenger RNA from Achroia grisella, 1679 nucleotides. RefSeq lists its product as uncharacterized. The record is from RefSeq and is a predicted model, not a curated record. The coding region runs from base 1 to 1533 and encodes 510 amino acids. Lineage: Eukaryota; Metazoa; Arthropoda; Insecta; Lepidoptera; Pyralidae. The transcript is spliced from 10 exons.
AUGAGUUGCCUAUAUACUUUUAUAGCUAAUAGUGAAAUUACAAACGUCAAAUAUUUUUAUAUACCUACCAAGACCAGGCACUGUACAGUGUUCACAUCAUAUUGCUUGGGAUUGCACUUUAAUCUGAGGUUAAGUGCUCCAACAUCUGGCUCCGCUCGUCGGAGGGCCAGGGAGCGUCGCAGAGCGGAACAGACUCGCGAGGAGGGAGAGCGGUUGGCCCGAGAGCGACGGGAGCAUAGAGCCAAGGAGAAACAAGAACAACAGCGUCAGGCCCGUGAAGAACUGGCGUCGUACGAGCCCUGGGGCCGCGCUGGCGGCGGAGCGCCCAAUGCACAAGGAGUGAGGUUUUCUGAUAUACGUGCAAGAGGAAUUUAUCCUGAAGAUGAAUUAAGGGGUGUAUCUCAGUUUGAACCUUGCCACCGGUGGCCGUCCACUCCGCGCCGACAACAACGGCGCACACCGCUGCGCCUGCGUGAAGAUCCGCAGUUAUGCUUUGCGGACAAUUUGCGCCGAAGUGUUGAUAACGACAUUCGAUACAAACAAACUCCUGAUCAACAUCAGAUUUACAAACAGGCUUUAGAUGAUAUGGUUAAUAAAAGAAAAAAAGCUGUAAAAGACGAAAUAACAAAAAAUUUGGAAUACGAGCGCAAAAUGCAUAACAUGGAGGGACCAUGGGGUAGACCAGGUCCUGGCGGAACCACUUGGAGAAACCCCCGUGAUGUUGGAUUAAAUUUCACCAAGUCUAUGGGUUGGACAGAUAAUGAAGUUUUCAAUAAAAUGACGGGGGAUCAUAAGCGCUAUAAAAGUUCUUCGCUUACUUUACCUCAAGUAAAGAGAGAUGAUGAUUUAAAAGAGAACAAUCCAUCAGAAACUGAAAAUAUUAAAUCUUCAAGCGUAGAUAAAUUGCCCGAUAUAAACCACACGAAUAAUGCAAAUGGACAAACUAAAGAAGUGAAGGAAAAGAAAAGCGACAACGCAUUAACAAAAGUUAAUGGUUCGACUGGAAAAUCGACUAAUGGCAAUCACAAAGGAAAGCGAAGUCCGACAAAAAAAAUAGUCAAAAGGUUAUCUAAUGGUGAUAGAGUAGUACGGAGCGUGCCUGCGGAAGAUGUUGAAACCAAACCCACUAAAAAUGCUGAAUCUAUUCAUAUAUUAGAGAAAAAACCAACUCCUGAAGAGACUAUUUUGAAAUUAACGGGUGGAAUAGAACUGGUACCACUUUUUGCAAGAAGGAGGAGAGUUGGUGCUCGCACUCUACCCUCUAGUGACGUAACGCGACCACCCGAGCAAUACUGUCAAUGGCGUGAAAUGUUAAAUGUUGACUAUUUAAGAGAAUUAAAACAUCAGAUACGCGUGAAAUGUGAACAGAAAAAGGAGAGCCGUCUCGAUUCAGCCGAGAGUGUUAGAAGGCACCAUGAAACCUGGGCUUCGUUAUGGGGAAGACCUGGCCACGGUGCCCCCCAACGCGGACGUUAUGCGAGAAGUAAUCUUGCUCAAUUACUCUAUGUCACACCUGUGACCAAUGGACAUUAAAGGAUUGUCUACAUAGAUACAUUGUUGAUUACGUUUAAAAAUUUCAUACCAUAGUUUAUUAUUGUCAGUUCCUUCAGUUUCACUUGAAUGAAUGUUAUGAUAUGAAUAUUUACUUAUUAAUAGAAAAUCUACAGACACAUAAUUAA